AUACAUUUCAAACAUCACAAAAUAAUAACUGAACCAUAGAAUUUAGUAGUAACACUAAUGGAGUGCGGGAAAUCUUCAGCUGUUGCUCGAAGUCGAUUAUCGGUAAUCACAGGUCAUCUCGCCGCCGAUUACUCCUCCUCCUCCUCCCAUGGUCUGGAAACUUCCUCUGUAUCCGCACCAACCGCUGCCGUGUCGCCGCCACCGAAUUUAAAAGGAACCUUGACAAUCAUCGAUGAGAGGACCGGUAAGAAGUAUCAGGUUACAGUUACCGAGGAAGGAACUGUUAAAGCUACCGAUUUUAAGAAAAUAACUACUGGAUACAAUGAUAAGGGUCUCAAGCUUUAUGAUCCGGGCUAUCUCAACACUGCACCCGUUCGUUCAUCAAUAUGUUACAUAGAUGGUGAAGAAGGGAUUCUCAGGUAUCGAGGUUACCCGAUUGAAGAGUUGGCUGAGCGAAGUUCCUUCUUAGAAGUGGCGUAUCUUUUACUGUAUGGUAAUUUACCAUCUGAGAACCAAUUAUCCGACUGGGAGUUUGCAGUUUCACAUCAUUCAGCAGUUCCUCAAGGAGUUCUGGAUAUCAUACAGUCGAUGCCUCAUGAUGCUCACCCGAUGGGUGUUCUUGUUAGUGCUAUGAGCACUCUAUCUGUCUUUCAUCCUGAUGCCAAUCCAGCUCUUAGGGGCCAAGAUAUAUACAAUUCAAAACAAGUGAGGGAUAAACAAAUAGUUCGUAUCCUUGGAAAGGCACCUGUAAUUGCUGCAGCUGCCUACUUGAGGAUGGCUGGAAGGCCACCUGUUCUUCCAUCCAACAACCUUUCUUAUGCAGAGAACUUCUUGUACAUGCUAGAUUCACUAGGUAAUAGGUCUUACAAACCCAACCCUCGACUUGCUCGUGUAGUGGACAUUCUCUUCAUUUUACAUGCGGAGCAUGAAAUGAAUUGCUCAACAGCAGCUGCUCGUCAUCUUGCAUCAAGCGGUGUUGAUGUGUACACAGCUAUAGCUGGAGCGGUUGGUGCUUUGUAUGGCCCCCUUCAUGGAGGUGCAAAUGAGGCUGUGCUCAGGAUGCUCAGCGAGAUUGCAAGUAUUGACAAUAUUCCAGAGUUCAUUGAGGGCGUGAAAAGCAGGAAGCGUAAGAUGUCUGGUUUCGGGCACCGUGUCUACAAAAAUUAUGAUCCUAGAGCUAAAGUGAUUAAGAAGCUAGCAGAAGAAGUAUUUUUCAUUGUUGGUCGCGAUCCUUUAAUUGAGGUUGCUGUUGCUCUCGAAAAAGCUGCACUCUCAGAUGACUAUUUUGUAGAAAGGAAGUUGUACCCGAAUGUCGAUUUUUACUCUGGUUUAAUCUACAGGGCAAUAGGAUUUCCCACGGAGUUCUUUCCGGUUUUAUUUGCGAUCCCUCGGAUGGCGGGUUACUUAGCGCAUUGGCGCGAGUCCCUUGACGAUCCUGAUACGAAGAUAAUGAGACCAGCACAGGUGUAUACUGGUGUAUGGUUGCGUCACUAUAUGCCUCUCCAAGAUCGAUCACCGUCAGCUGAGACGGAUAAGUUCGGUCAGGUAUCAGUCUCCAAUGCCACCAGGCGGAGGUUAGCUGGUUCGGGUGACUAGACUUGGUUCAUAGUUUUAGACGUUACAUCAGGAUAAUUUUGUAGGUAGAUAGAACAUCAGGCUCUUGUUGCAUGUUUAUAAUAAUCUACUAGUUGGUCUGAGGGCGGGCUUAAGGUGGAGGGUUAAAUAAAUACGGGUGGGCAUAGUCUCUAGACGACUCAAAAUUCAAAUCAAAAUAUGAACUUGCUGAUAUUUGGUUUGAAUUUCUGAGUUAUGGAUUGUAUAAAAUAUAUGAACUUUGGAAUAUCUGAAAACUUGGAAUUUUUGUGCUGCA
Messenger RNA from Solanum pennellii, 1870 nucleotides. RefSeq names its product citrate synthase 3, peroxisomal-like. The coding region runs from base 58 to 1596 and encodes 512 amino acids. NCBI's taxonomy places the organism in Eukaryota, Viridiplantae, Streptophyta, Magnoliopsida, Solanales, Solanaceae. The record is from RefSeq and is a predicted model, not a curated record. Gene Ontology annotation, cellular component: mitochondrial matrix. The transcript has 13 exons. Gene Ontology annotation, biological process: tricarboxylic acid cycle; carbohydrate metabolic process.